AUGUUAGCACGUGGUGAAGUUUGGUGGCCUAAUCUAAAUCAAGAUCUGGAGAAUUGUAUUAACUCUUGCGAAAAUUGUCAAUCCUUACAACCCAAAGCAGUUCCAGUACCGUAUACACCAUGGUCAAAAACCGAGCGAGUUUGGGAGAGAAUACACAUUGACUUCUUGGAAAAAUUUAACAAGAAAUUCUUGAUAGUAGUAGAUAGCUACAGUCGAUGGAUCGAGAUACAGAUAAUGCAUGGAACAAAUUCGUCUAAAACUAUUCAAGCGCUAAAACACAUAUUUGCUACGUUCGGAAUUCCAGAAGAGAUAGUAUCAGACAACGGACCUCCAUUUAAUGGGGAGGAAUACAAGAAGUUUGCACUUUCAAUAGGCACAAAAGUAUCCUUGACUCCACCAGUUCAUCCUUGCUCAAAUGGCAAAGCGGAAAAGUAUGUGGAUACCAUCAAGAGAGGCUUAUUGAAGCAAUUAAAGGAUAAUGAAAAACAGAAAAUUACCAUGACUUUACAGGAACAGAUCGAUGAAUACUUGUUUUCUUUUCGCAAUACACCCAACUCAGUCACAGGAGUUUGUCCGGCGAAUUUAGUAUUAAAACGCCAACCCAGAACAAAACUCUCCUUACUAAAACCAACAUUUUUAAGAGGGAAGAGAAGAGAAGAUAAAAUCGAUGGAAAAGUGAAAAUAUACCAGGAUAGUAAAAGAGGAAUAAUGAGAAGAUUCUAUGAAGGCCAAAAAGUACUUACCUUCGAUACUCGUGUCAACAGGUGGAUUCCUGGAAAAAUUGCAAAGGUCGUCAGUCCAGUUACAUAUUUAGUAAUGGUGAAUAAUCAGGUACGAUAUCUUCAUGCCGAUUACCUAAAGAUGUCCAUAUUAGAAGAAGAGACAAAUCCAAUUGUAAGACCGUACAUACAAGGGAGUAACCCCAGUCCUUCGGUCAGCGUUGAGAAGGCUCCGGAUGAGAAUGUUCAGGAAGAAGUGAUUGAAGACUCAAGUGUUUCUUUACCUGAUAGUCCAAAUCCUGACCAAGCACCUAAAAGUCCUGCUCCAGUUUCUAUAACGCCUCAGGUACUCAGACGUUCACAAAGAACCAUAAAGGCGCCCUCUAGGCUUGAUUUGUAA
This is a messenger RNA of Photinus pyralis (common eastern firefly), 1119 nucleotides long. RefSeq lists its product as uncharacterized. Gene Ontology annotation, molecular function: nucleic acid binding. Gene Ontology annotation, biological process: DNA integration. The coding region runs from base 1 to 1119 and encodes 372 amino acids. The record is from RefSeq and is a predicted model, not a curated record. NCBI's taxonomy places the organism in Eukaryota, Metazoa, Arthropoda, Insecta, Coleoptera, Lampyridae. The transcript has a single exon.